This is a messenger RNA of Homo sapiens (human), 769 nucleotides long. It is a transcript of the gene TIMP1, whose product is annotated as TIMP metallopeptidase inhibitor 1. Gene Ontology annotation, biological process: negative regulation of apoptotic process; response to peptide hormone; cellular response to acetaldehyde. The transcript is spliced from 6 exons. The record is from RefSeq and is marked reviewed. Gene Ontology annotation, molecular function: protease binding; metalloendopeptidase inhibitor activity. Bases 48 to 671 code for a protein of 207 amino acids. NCBI's taxonomy places the organism in Eukaryota, Metazoa, Chordata, Mammalia, Primates, Hominidae. Gene Ontology annotation, cellular component: extracellular matrix; extracellular region; basement membrane.
GCCAUCGCCGCAGAUCCAGCGCCCAGAGAGACACCAGAGAACCCACCAUGGCCCCCUUUGAGCCCCUGGCUUCUGGCAUCCUGUUGUUGCUGUGGCUGAUAGCCCCCAGCAGGGCCUGCACCUGUGUCCCACCCCACCCACAGACGGCCUUCUGCAAUUCCGACCUCGUCAUCAGGGCCAAGUUCGUGGGGACACCAGAAGUCAACCAGACCACCUUAUACCAGCGUUAUGAGAUCAAGAUGACCAAGAUGUAUAAAGGGUUCCAAGCCUUAGGGGAUGCCGCUGACAUCCGGUUCGUCUACACCCCCGCCAUGGAGAGUGUCUGCGGAUACUUCCACAGGUCCCACAACCGCAGCGAGGAGUUUCUCAUUGCUGGAAAACUGCAGGAUGGACUCUUGCACAUCACUACCUGCAGUUUUGUGGCUCCCUGGAACAGCCUGAGCUUAGCUCAGCGCCGGGGCUUCACCAAGACCUACACUGUUGGCUGUGAGGAAUGCACAGUGUUUCCCUGUUUAUCCAUCCCCUGCAAACUGCAGAGUGGCACUCAUUGCUUGUGGACGGACCAGCUCCUCCAAGGCUCUGAAAAGGGCUUCCAGUCCCGUCACCUUGCCUGCCUGCCUCGGGAGCCAGGGCUGUGCACCUGGCAGUCCCUGCGGUCCCAGAUAGCCUGAAUCCUGCCCGGAGUGGAAGCUGAAGCCUGCACAGUGUCCACCCUGUUCCCACUCCCAUCUUUCUUCCGGACAAUGAAAUAAAGAGUUACCACCCAGCA